UGAUGCGCCCUGAUAGAGCGCCAUCGGCAUUUCCUGAGGAAUCAGAUGUAAGCAAAAAACUCCAGCCUUGUUUCUCCCAGGUUCCAGCAGCAUAAACCAACACAGCGCGUGCAGGAAUGAAAUGACACUAAACAAGCAGAGGGAGCCUGGCGAGAACGGGAGGCCGGACACUUGCACAGCUCAUCUCAGAACCCACAGGAGACUGUGCCCCUGUCCCUUCCACACCCACAGGAGACUGUCCCCCUGUCCCUUCGUCCAGAAAGCCACCCGAGGAAGCAGCCAGGCAGAGCAGAGGGUUGCCUGGGGGGCUGCCCUGGGAGCCCAAGCAGAGAUGCAAACUGCCUUCCACCAAGCACACAUGUGUGCCUUCCGGCAGCUGGGCAAAAAGGGCUGCUCCAGCAGCGGGAAUCCGGGGAAACAUCCAAACACGUCGAGUGUGCAGAGCGAGCAGAAGAGAGCAACUCCUGCACAGAGCCCAGCCUUCUGCAGCACGAGCAAAGGCUCCAGAAUGAGAGGAAAGAAAACAUUUUCUUUAUUCAAAGCAUGUGUACCAGCACCCAUCCUGUCCCCCCGUUUCUCCUUGAGAAAAGCUAGACAAGGCACAGGACCCAGGGAAGCACCCUCUACAGAGCCGUUUCGGGUCCAAACUCAGCCUCCCCCGGAGCCGUCUCUGGCCUCCUCCGAGCUGCUGGUCAAACAAGCCUCCUGGUCUGAGGUUGCAGUCCUCACCCACAACACAGUGUUCCCCGAGACCUGCCAGAGAGAGGCCCCACUCCUGCUCCGAGUUCCGGUGCCCCACCUGCUCGGAAGGACAGGCACUCCUUCACAGCCAAGUUCUCAAGCUCACAGGGGGGGGGCUCCGAGCGCUUCUUCGGCUCCCAGCCCCAGAAAGCACGUCUGCGGCACAGCUGGGCCCCUCAGUCUACAGCAUCUUGGGCAAUCCUGGGUUUGGCCAAAGUUGGAAACUCCAGGAGUGACACGGCAGUCCCACCUGGAGUCCUGGCCCACCCAGGACUUGCUGGGACGUGAGCCAGCGGAUGUGACCUAGCGCUGCGUUUUAACGAGUACUCGGACAGCCCGGGCCUCUGGAGCUUGAGAGAGGGGCGGCGGCCUAGUCCGGGAGGGCUUCGUGAGGUGAGACAGGGCCCAGGGCUAAAGGAGCCGAAGCCUGGCUUACCUUCGUAGCUCCCCCUGCCCUCCCCAAACAGCCCCACCGACAGACCAGCAGGAAUAUGAACCCAUUUCCACACAGCAGGGUCGCGUGGGGAGACUGCUCUUCCAGACUGUGCACUGGCGCCUGCAUCCUCUCCUCCGUGAGCACACACGUCAGAACCGCAUGCCCGCUGACCAAAGACGGU
Molecule: messenger RNA, 1358 nt
Organism: Mustela erminea (ermine)
Lineage: Eukaryota; Metazoa; Chordata; Mammalia; Carnivora; Mustelidae
Exons: 2
Coding region: 122-1048 (308 amino acids)
Source: RefSeq, a predicted model, not a curated record